AUGGAGGAGCUGACGGCGUUUGUCUCCAAGUCGUUUGAUCCCAAAGCGAAGGAGAAGAAGGAGCUCAUCACCUACCGCGAGGUGCUGGAGAGCGGGCCCCUGCGCGGCGGCGGACCGCGGGAGACCGGCGGAACCGCGGCGGAACCGGGCCGCGACGAGGCGGGCAGCCCCACGGCGCGGGCGGGCGGCGGGCGGUCCCCGCCGCGGGAGCCCGACGCCGCCGCCGCCGAGAGAGCCGCCGAGGCGGCCACCCCCAAGCUCAGCGACGUCUCCCCAGAGCUGAAGGACCGCAAGGAGGAUGCGAAAGCAAUGGAAGACGAAGGGCAGACGAAAAUCAAGCAGAGGAGGAGCCGGACGAAUUUCACCCUGGAGCAGCUGAACGAGCUGGAGAGGCUUUUCGACGAGACCCACUACCCGGACGCCUUCAUGCGGGAGGAGCUGAGCCAGAGGCUGGGGCUGUCCGAGGCCAGGGUGCAGGUCUGGUUCCAGAACCGAAGAGCCAAAUGCCGAAAGCAAGAAAACCAACUCCACAAAGGGGUGCUGAUCGGCGCCGCCAGCCAGUUCGAAGCCUGCCGGGUGGCCCCGUACGUGAACGUGGGCGCGCUGCGGAUGCCCUUCCAGCAGGCAAGUCGCUGCCACGCGCCGCCUUUCUCCCGGCAGGUUCAGGCGCAGCUGCAGCUGGACAGCGCCGUGGCCCACGCGCAUCACCACCUCCACCCGCACCUGGCCCACGCACCCUACAUGAUGUUCCCCGCUCCCCCCUUCGGGCUACCGCUGGCCACGCUGGCCGAGUCCGCCUCCGCCGCCUCCGUGGUGGCCGCCGCCGCCGCCGCCAAGACCACCAGCAAGAACUCCAGCAUCGCCGACCUCCGCCUGAAGGCCAAGAAACACGCCGCCGCCCUGGGGCUGUGA
This is a messenger RNA of Grus americana (Whooping crane), 912 nucleotides long. RefSeq names its product short stature homeobox 2 (gene SHOX2). Bases 1 to 912 code for a protein of 303 amino acids. Gene Ontology annotation, molecular function: sequence-specific double-stranded DNA binding; DNA-binding transcription factor activity, RNA polymerase II-specific. The transcript is spliced from 5 exons. Gene Ontology annotation, cellular component: nucleus. Lineage: Eukaryota; Metazoa; Chordata; Aves; Gruiformes; Gruidae. The record is from RefSeq and is a predicted model, not a curated record. Gene Ontology annotation, biological process: regulation of transcription by RNA polymerase II.